Messenger RNA from Wasmannia auropunctata (little fire ant), 4073 nucleotides. It is a transcript of the gene Tbc1d8-9, whose product is annotated as TBC1 domain family member 9. NCBI's taxonomy places the organism in Eukaryota, Metazoa, Arthropoda, Insecta, Hymenoptera, Formicidae. The transcript is spliced from 19 exons. Bases 53 to 3496 code for a protein of 1147 amino acids. The record is from RefSeq and is a predicted model, not a curated record. Gene Ontology annotation, molecular function: calcium ion binding.
CGUCGCCGGUGUCGUCGUCGUCGUCGUCGUCGUCGUUCGACGUCAGUGCCAUAUGCACGUCGCGCGGCGUGCACGGCGGUCUUACGAGAUGUGGGUGAAGCCGCAGGAAGUGCUGCUCGCCAACGCGUUCUGGAUUACCGAGCAGGCGACUGUGUACUUUGUCUUGCAACGUCGCAAAGGACAUGGAAAAACAAAAGGUCUUACCUCCAUAUUGGUGGGCACGUUGGACAGUGUUUUCGACACUAAACCACCACCCUUUAGAAUUCUCCAUCAGACACCAUCGUCGGAAGUUUAUUGGGAAGUGGCGUGUUCCUUAACCCGUGAGGAGAUUUUGCAGGAUUGGGAAUGGCUCCACUCGAAUUUAAUGACCACGCUCACGUCGUUUGAUACCGAGGAGGAGAUAACGGAAUUCGUUUGCUGCAAAAUUCAAUCCAUCAUAGCGAAUAGCAUUCCGGAUUCUCAGUUCGCAGAUGAAGAAGACCCAGAGUCUUUUAAAACUGUGUCUUUUAAAUUCCACCAAUUGUUCAAUAUACCCAAAGAGGACAAAUUGGUCAAUUAUUAUUCAUGCAGUUACUGGAAAUCACGACUACCUAGACAAGGAUGGCUCUACUUAUCUGUAAACCACAUGUGCUUUUACGCUUAUAUACUGGCGAGAGAAACGAAGUUGACCGUGAGAUGGACAGACAUUACGGAAUUGAGCAAAACCAAUUCCCUUUUAGUUCCAGAUAGUAUACGUGUCGUAACACGUGACAAUAAAGAGCAUUAUUUUUCUAUGUUUUUACAUAAAUCAGAAACGUAUUCGCUAAUGGAACAACUGACCAAUAUUGCUAUGAAAAGACUUAUUGAUGAAAAGAGUGGAUUUAAUGAGGAUAGAGAUCUACUGAAUAAAUUAAGCAAAAAUGUGCCUAAGAAGCCGUCUUUCCUGAAGAGGGAUCUCGACGCACGAGCGCAUUCGGAAACGUACAGGCUCCAGUUCAGGUUGCCAGGAACUGAGAAAUUGGAUGGUAGCAUUGACGCCACCCUGUGGACUCCGUACAGCAAAAGAUACGUUUGGGGAAAGAUAUACUUGUCUCAAAAUUAUCUUUGUUUCGAAAGUAGGGUGAGAAGGCAGGUUAGUUUGGUGAUACCUCUGAGGGAAGUAACGCUCGUCGAGUCGGCGGAAAAUCAGUCCAGCGCAGGAGCGGAUAAGUCAAUAUUGGUCACAACGGCGCGUUCGUCGUUUCUGUUCGCCCAGAUACACGACAGAGAUUUCGUGGUGCAGAAAAUCUCCGAGCUCCUGGCAAAGUCAAAACUCAAUUAUAUAACAAGAGACAAUGUGUAUUUGCCGAACUCCUCGGGCGGUAAUGUCAGCAACUGCGAAGAGAAGCCUGCGGAACAGUGGAAGCCGCAGCCGCCGCUGAUGAUACUUUUCAAGGCUCCACUGACCCCCGAGGCCGCGUUGAAGCAAGAGGCUAAGGAGAAGCAGUGGGAGCUCCAUUUCGCGGAGUACGGAAGGGGGAUCACAAUGUACCGGACUACGGAAACUACGAAGCUCGUUAUUCAAGGAAUACCGCAGUCCCUCAGAGGAGAAGUUUGGCUCACCUUUUCUGGUGCCUUAAACGAGAAGGCAAUGAAUCCAGAUCUGUACAAAUCGUUGGUCGAACAAUCCCUCGGCAAGUCGUGCCAAGCGAAUGAGGAAAUCGAAAGAGAUUUGCAUAGAUCGCUACCGGAACAUCCGGCUUUCCAAUCGGAUACCGGAAUCAACGCGUUGCGGAGGGUACUGUCUGCCUACGCGUGGCGAAAUCCUCAGAUCGGCUAUUGUCAGGCAAUGAAUAUAGUGGCUUCGGUUCUGCUAAUCUACUGCUCCGAGGAGUCAGCGUUCUGGCAGUUAUGUAACGUUUGCGAAUCAUUAUUGCCUGAUUACUACGAUCGGAGAGUAGUCGGUGCUCUCGUUGACCAAGGCCUUUUGGAGGAACUGGCAGCCGAGCAUUUGCCAGUUUUGCACGCCAAGUUGCAGGAGCUUGGCUUGAUUAAAGUUAUCUCAUUAUCCUGGUUUUUGACUAUAUUCUUGAGCGUCAUGCCAACCAGUAGUGCUGUAAAUAUCAUGGACUGUUUCUUUUACGACGGGGCGAAAGUUAUUUUUCAGAUAGCGUUGACUGUGUUAGAAUGGAAUCAAGACAAAUUACUCAAUUGUCGCGAUGAUGGGGAAGCUAUGCAACUGUUAACAGAUUACCUCGGUGGUGUUUACAACGACGAAGGCCCAAUAUUUCCUAGACCGGUUGAUAGUGCGUCACCCAUUAAGAGUAUAUCUGUCCAAACGUUGAUUUAUGAAGCGUACUCGAGGUAUGGAUCUUUAACAAUUGGCGGGAUAGAAAGGUUACGCCUGAAGCACAGGCUGAGAGUAGUUCAGAGCCUCGAAGAUGGAAUUGAGAAAAACGUAAUCAGAAGCGUUAUUGUUGAUAAAUAUAUGAAAAUAGAAGAGCUGCAGGAAUUGUUAAGUUUAGUGCGAGAAGAGCUGAUGAGCCAACGAAAAUCCGAACCCGAUCGUUACGAUCCGACCCAACCGCCGUAUGAAGCGUAUAAAGUAGAUUUUGACCUGUUCAGAAUAUUAUUUGGCGGUCUAUCGCCGUGGGGAAAGUGCACCCAGGCCGAAUCUCUUUCCGCGCGACUAUUCCGUUUGAUGGAUCGUAAUCGCGACGGCUUACUAAACUUCCGAGAGCUGGUGCAGGCUAUAGGGAUGACAGCAACAGCCGAUUUGACGCAGAGAUUAAAGCUAUUGUAUACGUUGCAUUUACCACCGCUUCUUACGCCUGCCGACUUUGAAUCGCCGACACAUUCAGCAGAUGGAGCCGAAGUGGCGGCAGAAGCGACGGAUUUCUUCGACAGCAUGGAGCAGAGCGUGGCCUCCUUAGAAAUGCCGAUCAGCGUGGCCGAAGAGCCGACCGUGGGCUCCUUAUCGCGAUCCACGAGCUUGAACAGCCAGGCAGGCGACCAGUCGUGGGAGGUUCAGAGUAUGGGUAGCUUGCGCUCGAUGAUAGCGUCAAAGGACAGUCCGCUGGACCUCAAAACCGUGCCAAAGAUGUCCCAGGGACAUUUUAUAGCACUAUGGAAAACGCUUUACGACAUGUUUCCCGCUCAACCUGAAGAACAGGAAACAUAUCACUGCAUCGCUUCCAUAGGUACGCUUUUGCUCCAAUUGGGGGACGUCGGUAAGAAAUUCUACGUGGAGAGAGAAGAAUCUGACGAUAGUUUGCUUUUGGCCGCUUCAGCAGCUCAAGCUCCUUCAGCUGUCGAGAGGUCACCCGACCGCAAUGGAAAUCCAUCGAGCGUAGCGUCGUCCGCCGAUCCCGAUUGGUCGAUAACCGUCGAGCAAUUUUUGGCAUCUGCUUUGACGGGCCAGGCAAUAGUGGACUUCUUCAGUAAACGAACCGACCUCAUGGAAGCUAUGACAACAUUGAAAAAUCGUAGAUUCAAUCGUGUUCAUUCUUUAUCAGACACACCCACUCUGAACGGAUGACACACGGUGAUCAACGUGUAAAUGGAUUAGUACAUCUAUUUCUAUGCAUGGUUGGCUUCGAUAAAUUUGACGAAGGAGAAAACAGUGAAUUGCUUAAAAGAGGAAUUUAUAUAUUAUUGCUAUUUAGAGAACACGAAUUUUAAUUUGGAAAAAAACGCAUUUGCAUGAAUGACAAUACGUGCAAUAUAAUAGCUGUAACAGUACAGGUUUGUUUGUUACAAUACCGCGAAAUCGCGUCAAGAUUUUUAUAAUCAUUAUUUUCCAAAUUUCUGCUAUAAACACUUUCGUGCGAAUGAAAUACAUAUAGCAUUAGUUGGUUUUAGUGGAUUCCAACAGCGUCUUUUACAAGAUAAAUUCAAUUCCAGUUCAUUGUAUUCCAAUUCAUUAUGUUAAGAAAGGCGAAAAUAUGAUUAUUUUUUAAAUAGUUAAUCUAUUGCGGUAUUAACAAUAAUAUAAUAGUAUAAUUAGUUUUUGAGAAUUUCUUAAUGAUAUGACAUAUGUUUAAUACGUCGGCCUACCUUAUCAGUCACAAAUGUAGAAUAGUCCGUCAAUAAAUACUCAGGAGAAAAAUCUGAAA